Ostreococcus tauri is the source of this 267-nucleotide messenger RNA. RefSeq names its product unnamed product. The record is from RefSeq and is a predicted model, not a curated record. The transcript has a single exon. Lineage: Eukaryota; Viridiplantae; Chlorophyta; Mamiellophyceae; Mamiellales; Bathycoccaceae. Bases 1 to 267 code for a protein of 88 amino acids.
AUGGCGUCGCGAGCGAUCGCGAUCGCGCUCAGCCCGCGGUGUGGGGUGACGUGUGGGAGUUUAAGCGCGCUCGGGGUGGUCGUUUGCGGCGUCGUCGCGCGCUUAUUCGCGCGGGAGUACCCACACUUGGGGAACGAAUGGCGAGGGGAAGGAAUGACGCACGCAAAGGCGUCGAGCGCGUGCGCGGGGGCGGCGGCGGCGUACGGGGUCUUCUUGGGAUUGUCUUUGAUGAACCUGUGGAUGAAUAAAGCGCGGGGGCGGACGUAG